Messenger RNA from Owenia fusiformis, 1568 nucleotides. The record is from the annotation of a GenBank genome assembly. NCBI's taxonomy places the organism in Eukaryota, Metazoa, Annelida, Polychaeta, Sabellida, Oweniidae.
AUGCAGUCUUGUGGUCUCCAGAUAGUUCUGAAGUUCCGUUUAGCGCUGAUUUAACAAAGGAGCAUGGUUUACACCCAUGACAUAUGGAUGAUGGUCAUCGGGCACCGAUGAGGUUCCCCAUUUUGGUAAAACAAAGUAGGCUAUUCUACUAAAUGCAGUAAUUGCCGAUUAUGAAAUUGACCUGGGCGGAUGAAGACGUAGAAAAGGGUCCGAGGGUAAGGCCGAAGUUGCGGACGGUACAACGAACAGUGAUAAUGGUCCAAGGUAGCGGAAAGAAGGGAGGGGUUAAGAAGGAGGAAAAUGGCGCCAAUAAAGGACAGAAACAAACGACGGCAAAUGAUAAAUCAGACACUAACGGAGUUACCGGAACUGAAACUUCCAAGAAGGAUUUAUCAGUGGGUGUUAAGGCAACCCAAAAUGGAGGUCCACCGUCACCUCGAACUGGUGAUAAAAACAAAGAGGAAAAAUCAAAAGAACUGCAAUCAAAAGACACCAACAUACAAAAUGGUACAUUAGGCCCUCCAAAAGACGCAGCAAAUGAAACUGUCAAAAAGGAGUCACCAACUGAAAGUGCACCUAAAUCUCCAUCAUCGAACGGCAAAGCUGGUGGUCUUGGAGUGAAAAGCAAAUGGGGGAAACUAGCAAAUGGAGGAAAAACUUCUCCACAAGUUCCAAAUGGUUCUCAAAAUGAUCUUAAGGGGAAACCUAGUUUGUUGUCCAGGAAAUCGUCAUUGAUGGUGCCUGAUGGGAACUUACCUCCCGCAAUAGCACGAUCUGCAAGUAGACUCAGUGUAUCGUCAAAAUUAUCUCUCGCUUCACGGACAUCUAUAGAUCUGAAUAAACUACAAAACGCUAAAGUCGUUCAUCCCGAUGACGUGGAGGAAAAUAAACGGAAACAAGUAGCGCAAACUAAUGACAGUUACAUACGGAACGCCAUUCCUUAUCUCCCACUAUGGUUUGCGAUUAUAUGUCUUGUUCUUAACAUACUCCUCCCAGGAACAGGUACUAUUCUAAGUGGAUUUGGUACAUUUUGCUGCGGACGUCAACGUCUUGUGGCAGCUGAUAAAACUGCUACGUCCACGGAAACUUUAUGCACGAACUUCUGGGUGGGGACUGCUCAGCUGUUCACUAUAUCGUUUAUGUUGGUUGGUUGGCUUUGGAGCAUCUCAUGGGGAGUCCUUAUGGUCAUACAUGCACUUGAAAAAAGGCGUCUGCUGAAACAAGAGGAAGAUGAAGCCAUACAGGCGACAGUUCUCAGAGCCAUGGGAGCCAGAAAUGUCCGUCCCUCCAUAUUUUUUACACCCUAGUGUAUGUUCUCAGGUCCUCACCAAAGCAUGAGGAGUACAAAUUGAUCAUGCGGGAAGAACAUGAUUUAGAACUGAAAAAUAAGACUUUGACCUUGCUGAAUAAAGCUUCCCCUGUGAAGGUAGCUAAACGUCAAUCAAGCAGGACACAUAUCAGCACUGGGUCAACCGAUCAACUCUUGCACAAUGAAAGCGAGGCUAUGAAGACUGCCGAUUCACAAGUCGCCGUUGAAACAUAGUUAAUCGAAUAUGAAUAUAUGGACA